Cuscuta campestris is the source of this 1183-nucleotide messenger RNA. Lineage: Eukaryota; Viridiplantae; Streptophyta; Magnoliopsida; Solanales; Convolvulaceae. The record is from the annotation of a GenBank genome assembly.
AAAAAAGGAAAUGGGAACUUUAAUUGUGGACAUCCAAAAAAGGAAAGUGAGAACUUUAAUUAUGGACGGAGGGAGUAUAUGGUUAAUGGCAAUGAAGCUGCUAAUUGAAUUAUAGAUCGAAAUGGUAAUCUCUGUCCUAAAAAGGUGGCAUGUCUAUAAUACUGAUUCCAACAUUACAAACAUGAGGAUUGUGGUAGGCUGGUAGCAUUAGCUAUUGUGAAUUGUCACUCAAACGAAAUAGUGGUUUGUAGUAGAUUUUUAUCCACGUGCUGUUUUGCUUCAAAAACAUGUUUUUUGGACUUUAAAAACUCAGAUUCUUAUUUUCUAAAUUGAGAUCAUAGGUCUCUUGUUUCAGUGUUUCUAUUUUUUGAUUGGUACAGGUUUGAGCAGUAUGUAGACUAUGCACUUGAUGUCCCUAUGUAUUUUGUCUAUCGAAAUAAGCAGUACAUUGAUUGUAGUGGAAUGUCCUUCAGGGACUUUAUGGCCGGGAAAUUGCCACCUAUACCUGGAAAAUAUCCCACACUCAAUGACUGGGAGAAUCAUUUGACAACAAUAUUUCCUGAGGUGAGGCUCAAAAGAUACAUGGAAAUGAGAGGUGCUGAUGGAGGACCUUGGCAAAGGUUAUGUGCAUUGCCUGCUUCUGGGCAGGUUUAUUGUAUGAUGAUAUAUCUUUACAAAGUAUUGUGGACAUGACAACAGAUUGGACUGUUGAAGAAAAAGAGAUGUUGAGGAAUAAGGUGCCUACAAGCGCAUUGCAUACACCAUUCCGAGAUGGUCUGCUCAAACAUGUUGCCCAAGAUGUGGUAAAGUUAGCAAAAGAAGGUCUGGAAAGACGGGGCCUUAAGGAAACAGGGUUUCUGAAUGAAGUCUCUGAAGUGGCCAACACAGGUGUCACGCCAGCUGAGAAGCUCCUGGAUUUGUACUUUGGGAAAUGGGGACAGAAUGUUGAUCAUGUUUUCGAGGAGCUUCUUUAUUGAGAGGCUAAAAGAGAACCUUUAAGGGGCUGUUUGGUGUCCAAUAUUGUGUUGUAACCUUUCUCCAACCUCUUAAUAAAGGUUUUCUUCUUCUUUUUUCUCUUUCCCAUGGCACUUGGAAUAAAAGCUUUGGAUUGUGAUACUGAGAUGUAUUUGAUCCGGCUGUAGACUUCUUACUAAUUUAAAUUUGGUUCACUGUUCUCUGUUUG